Messenger RNA from Eruca vesicaria subsp. sativa (arugula), 828 nucleotides. Lineage: Eukaryota; Viridiplantae; Streptophyta; Magnoliopsida; Brassicales; Brassicaceae. The record is from the annotation of a GenBank genome assembly.
AUGCAGGCAACGAUGCUGUCACCGUUUGAUUCAUUGCCGGUGGAUUGCAUCUCAAGCAUUAUCUCCUUCACGAGUCCACGAGACGCUUGCGUCGCCGCUUCUGUUUCGAAAACGUUUGAAUCUGCGGUUAAGUCCGAUACCGUGUGGGAGAAGUUUCUUCCGUCAGAAUAUUCCUCUCUGAUUCCACAGUACUCGCGAGUUUUCUUGUCCAAGAAGGAGCUCUAUUUCGCUCUCUGCGAUGAUCCUGUUCUGAUCGAGGACGGCCAAAAGAGCUUCUGGUUAGAGAAAGCGAGUGGGAAAAGAUGUAUCAUGUUAUCUUUGAAGGGAGGGUCGAUCACAUGGGGAACUAGUCCCCAAUAUUGGCGAUGGGUUUCAGUUCCUGGAUCUAGGUUUGAUAAAAUAGCAGAGCUACUCAAUGUAUGUUGGUUUGAGAUUGGUGACGGGAUGCAUACUCGUUACCUAUCUCCUAGAACUCAUUACUCGGUUUACAUCGUGUUCAAGACAAAGAAAGGAUGUCCUAAUUUGGGAGAUUCCCCGGUAGAUGCUGAAGUUGGGUUGGUUGGAAAAGAAUCUUCUCAAAAGUUAAUAUAUUUUAUUGGGCCUCCUGGUCGUGGUCGUGGUCCUGGUCGAAGGACAGAGACAGAAACGAGAAAUGUAACGAGACCAGAGGCAAGGGAAGAUGGGUGGAUGGAAGCCGAGCUUGGUGAGUUCUACAAUGAUUCUUGUUGUGAUGAUAUUUCGUUUAGUGUUAUUAAGACCAACACUCCUCACUGGAAAAGUGGUUUGAUCAUUCAAGGAAUUGAAUUUCGCCCUGUGAAAACAAGGUAA